CCCAGGAGUUUCAGCGCUUUCUCAACUUCAGCUGACGGUGAGAUCACUUUGUGUGGGUGAGCGUGGAAGGAGGCAAUUUCAGAUUCAGUGUUCGGUUUAAAGCACUAGUCCCGGCUUGAAUCGCAUUUGCACCAUGGCUGCUGUGAAGGCGCUUCAACAGUGGUGCAAAAUCCAGUGUGAAGGAUAUCGGGACGUGUCGAUCACCAACAUGACCACAUCUUUCCGGGACGGUCUGGCUUUCUGCGCUCUAAUUCACAAACACAGACCGGACUUGAUAGACUUUGAUUCUUUGAGCAAGGAAAAUAUCUAUGAAAACAAUAAACGGGCUUUCGAGGUGGCAGAGAAGGAGUUGGGUAUACCUGCCUUGCUGGAUGCUGAAGACAUGGUGGCUCUAAAAGUGCCUGAUCGCCUCAGCAUUCUGACCUAUGUGUCCCAGUACUACAAUUAUUUCCAUGGACGCUCUCCUAUUGGAGGUAUGGGAGGGAUUAAAAGACCAGCUGAAGAGUCUAAUGAAGCACCAUCUGAGAAGAAGAACCAACCUAUCAUGGCUAAAGUUUUUGCCUCACCUAAACCAGCCACAGAGAACGUGACGCCUAAACCGGCAAAUGAUAAUAAGAGAGAAGUUUUGGUUGAACGUGCCAAUAAAUCAUCUCUGAGCAGCAGCUGUAGAGUGUGCAAUGAACAUGUUCACCUUGUGCAGCGCCACCUAGUAGAUGGGAAACUGUACCACAGGAAUUGCUUUAAAUGCAAAGAGUGUUCCACUAUUCUUCUCUCUGGCACCUACAAGCCUGGAAAGGAAGCGGGCACUUUUAUCUGCAAGACGCACACAAGCAUAAAGAAGCCUCUGAGGGCCCCGACCACACACAUCACAGUGGCUCCACCAAAAACACUGUCAACUUUUAUUAGCAAGACUGACCAGAAUGCAUCAGGUGGAGGUACUGGAAAAGCUGGUUUAAAACCGAGCACAUCCAAACUUGGUUGGCUGGCCAAUAAAAGUGACCGUACACCCACCCGUGAGUUACCUGUCAUACCUACUCCAGCAGUUCAGCUCACGCCAGCACCAAAAACAACUCCAGCACCAGAGACUACAACCGUGAAAACCUCCUUUAGCCCCAGAACGCCCACAGUGUCUCUUAAACCUGCAAUCAACAGUGUACAGAAGAACCAAGAAGCCAGAAAGAGAUUCUUUGAGUCCAGCAGCAGUCCCAGCAGUACUGUGCCUGCCAGUAAGAACACCUCAUCAUACACCUCAACUAUAUCUGUGAGUACAGCAAGUGUUAAAACUCCUACACCAGAAAGCACAAUACCUAGAGUCACUGCAGGAGCCACAGCUGGUAAAGGUAGAGUCCUGCUGCGGGUGAGAGACGGGGCAAAAACGCAGGACUCAGAAAAAGAGAAGGAGAAUGCAAAGGAGAAAGCCAAGGCUGUGAUCGGGAAGAUGGUGAUGGAGGAAAAAAAUAACAACAGCUCGUCUCUGAGUCCAGCGGGGCUGAAAGCAAAUGUCUGUAAUGUUUCCCCUGUGGAAUCAGGUGCUAAAGGCCCCUCAGGUAGGGUGCGUCUCAAAGCACUUGAUACCAGUGUGGAACCUACUGCCCCCACUGCUGCAUCGCCAUCCUGGAUCAAAGAUACAACCUUAUCCAGGCCUGCGAGCACGCUGUCGUCCAACAGCAAGGAAAACAGUACAGCUCCAUCUGACUGGAGGUCCAUGCUCAAGCCUGUAAAAACUGUCGGUUCCACAGAAAGCACUGGCUCACCCUCCAAGAGGCCGGAAGCAGUUUCCUCUCCACGGACAUCAGGUCCUGGAAUCUCUCAGACAUCUGUUCCAGCACCUUCUACCACAAACAUCGCCACUAGCGUCAACUCGCCCAAAGCUCCCUCACCUAGCCCAAUGAAAAACGGGCCUAAACACAAUGACUCCAGCAGUGGCAGCAGUGUAUCUCCUGUUAGUCCCUCAGGGACUGAAACUCACAAAUUGCACAAGCCGGGUUACAUUCCCAAGGAAGACAUUCAAAAAGAACUGAAGGAAAUUGAGAAGAAUAUGAACGAGUUGGAGAAAAGAGGAGUAGAGCUGGAAAAACAUCUCCGACAAUGUGAUGAGGAAGGAGAAGAGGACACAUUAAUGAAUGACUUAAUGGUGGACUGGUUUACCCUCAUCAGAAACAAACAGGUCUACCUGAGACGCGAAUCCGAGCUUGUGUACAUUGCCAAGACACAAGAUCUAGAGGAAGAGCAGCCCAGUGUUGAGGCCGAACUCAGGAAGCUGCUGGACAAACCAGAGCAUCUGAAGACAUCUUGGGAUCGUAAACGAGAGGAAGAGCUGAUGGCCAAACUUGUGGGGAUUGUGAACGAUCGGAAUGCCAUUGUGGAGGGGCUGGAUGAAGACAGACUGAGGGAGGAAGAGGAGGAUGAGGAGCUGAAUAAGAUGAUGCAGAAUCUUGGUAAGUAUGAUUACAUAAGAAGAAAGAAAAAGGCAGGAGAAAAUCCAUAUCCCGGUGGUUUAGUUUUAAAAGUAAACGGGCGCCUGCAGAAGACUGAUCCUCAUGGUGUGUGUGUGUGUGUGUGUGUGCGCGCGUGUGCGUUUUGUCCCAGACUGAAUGUUUCUGCUGCAGUUUGAGGUCAGAUCACCAAAUCUAAAUUGUAGUUACACAGCCUUCUACAAAUGGUAUUUUUUAUGAUAUCACAUCAUGUAUUUUCACACUCAUAUUUUUGCACAUUUUUCAUCUGUCUCCCCAUCUCCUGUCUUUGUGGGUGUGAUUUAUGCAUUUGUUAGCAAAUGUUUUGCACUUGAAUUCUUUGUAUAAUGUUAAUUGUAUCUCUCAGUCAGUGUUUCAUUAGGGAAUUGGACUGUGUUGAGAGAAAAGUCUUAGUCAUAUUGAUUCAUAUUGAAUCAAAGCUGAAAAUGGACAUGGGUUAAGGUCCGACCUAAACUGUAUUCACUCUCUGACACUUGACUUUUUACUAAGUAUUUUUAAUUGAGAAUAUCACUCAUUUUUGCUGAAAACUUUUCUAUAUCAUUUCAUUUUAAUGCUGUGUUAUCCUGGCUCACUUCUAGUAUCUCAGCAGCAGGGGGCAGACAAUGACUGAUUUCAGCCAUAGGGCCGUAUGCCAUCUGUGAGAGAACUGAUUUAAUAUGGUCUUUUUAAAGAAAUUAUUUAGGAUUCUUCAUUUAAAAGCCUGUGUUGUUUUGCUUUUAACCACUGCCCAGGUAGCUUUAUAUUGAUUUUUAUUUUUCCUGUGUUUUUUUUCCCCCAUAAAAAUUAAUUGCCUUCAUAUGAUCUGCACUUUUUUUUUUCUUCAAAUGUUCUUGCUCUCUCUUUUCGCUGUAUUUGAUCAAAGGCCUUGAGUGAGUGUAACUGUUUAACUAUUUGCACCACAGUGGUUGCCUAACUGUUUUUAAUUUAAGCUAGAAGGUCUCUAUUUUUUUUUACCAAGUACCCAGCAUUUCAUUUCAAAACUUUAUACUGUGUACAAUAAAUUGCAAUAGUCAACAUGAAUGCCUUUGUCUUUUUAGUCCAUCUGCAGUUAUUAAAUAUGA
Sinocyclocheilus grahami is the source of this 3535-nucleotide messenger RNA. Its product is annotated as MICAL-like protein 2. NCBI's taxonomy places the organism in Eukaryota, Metazoa, Chordata, Actinopteri, Cypriniformes, Cyprinidae. Gene Ontology annotation, molecular function: protein binding. The record is from RefSeq and is a predicted model, not a curated record. The transcript has 17 exons. The coding region runs from base 134 to 2614 and encodes 826 amino acids.